AUAUGAGAAAAUGAGAAGAAAACAAUUAUAGAAAGAAGAAGGGAUCCAAGUAGACAGAGCACUCAUUUGAUCUUUUAUAGUUUUAUUUUAUUUUAUAUUUCGCACUCAUUUAGCCUGCACAGUCAGCCUUCGAAACACACUUUGCUAAACAACGCCGCCGCUCAAUUUUUGUAAUUUGCAUACAUUUUCCGAUUUCAUUUCUCUUCUCACAUAAUCUCAUUCACAUCAACGCUCCACACGCUCUCGAGCAGUUUGGAAUCCAUAUUUCGGUCUCAAAUUUCGAAAUACCAGCGUUUUCGCACCGGCAAAUUCCUCCUCUAACAAUAAACAGCUCCAAUUUCCACGAUUCGUCGUACUUUUUCGUCGUAGAAUUUGAAGAUGAGGGCUAAAGUUGUCGUGUUUCCGAUCAGAGGAAGGAAUUGGUGUUUCAGCCGAUCGAUUGACCCUUCGACGGCCGGUGCUCAAUCAUCCACCGCUCCGUCGACGGUGAAGGAGCUCUGGAACAAAAUCUCCAGCAAUAAGCCGUCCGAGGACUCGAAAGUUGAGCUCGCCGUUGAUUUCUUCGCAAACAAGAUGAAUGGAGCCUGGACUAAGCUGGAGAAGGCGCCCCAAGGAACUUUCAAGAAUAAAAUUCAUGGGUUGGGGGUGAGGUUGUUGUCACGUGUGAAGCCAUCAGAAAUCUUCUUUAAAUCUAUUCCAAAGGAGAUUAAUAGAGUGGAUAUUGUAUAUCCAUCAAGUUUGAAUCCACGACUUGUUCGUCGAAGACUCCGACAUCUAGCAUUCAGGGGAUCGAUUAUUCACACGAAAUACUUCUACUUCUCAGCCAUAAUGGUCCCUUUGACAUCAGUUUUCAUGGUUCUUCCUUUGCCUAACAUCCCAUUCUUUUGGCUCUUGUUCCGUGCCUAUUCUCACUGGAGAGCAUCACAGGGAAGUGAAAAGCUGAUGCACUUAGUCAGUGAUGCCUCCUAUCGACCCCUUCCUUCUGAUCAGACGGCCAAAAGCGAAGAUUGUUCCACACAAGAUAAAAACAGUGAAAAUUCGACAACUUCUCCAUUGGUUUUUCAGCCGUCGGAAGAACUGGAAAAGCUUAUCCAAAAUAAGGAUGGUGACAAUGGUCUGAGUGAGUGUGUGAUAUCGAAGAUCUGCCAGAAACACUAUCUGAAUGCUGCAGAUGUGAAGAAAUACAGGGAUUCAGUUUAGUCACAAGUUUUAGGUAGUUUCUUCUGCUGCUUUCCAGUUUUAAUGAAUUCCAUUCAUUCUUGAGAAUUUUUUUGCUAGUUACCCAUGUUUUUUCCUGGUUGGAAUUCUAACAAAUCUGUAUAUGUUUCUCGUAGAAAAAGCAAUAAAGAUUGCCCAUUUAGGCAAUGGUGCAAGAAAACCAUAAUCUAAUCUGGGAACAUGAAUGCUUAAAAUGGGAUUAAUUGCAAAGUUGUGUUGUGAUUUACCAUUUCAA
This is a messenger RNA of Salvia miltiorrhiza (redroot sage), 1453 nucleotides long. RefSeq lists its product as uncharacterized. Gene Ontology annotation, biological process: proton transmembrane transport; potassium ion transport. The record is from RefSeq and is a predicted model, not a curated record. The transcript has 8 exons. Gene Ontology annotation, cellular component: mitochondrial inner membrane. Lineage: Eukaryota; Viridiplantae; Streptophyta; Magnoliopsida; Lamiales; Lamiaceae. Bases 379 to 1200 code for a protein of 273 amino acids.